AUGGCGAACGGUACUUUAUUAUUAUUAUUGACGGGUUCUCCUCUUUCUUUCUUUCUUUCUUUCUUUCUUUCUAUUUGCAUUAGUUCUUUCUUUCUUUUCCCUGUUCUCAAGUUCAUCUCCUUUUUCUUUCUUUAUUUUUUCUUUCUUUCUGUCUUUCAUUCUUUUUUCAUUUCCUGUUUUUCUUUCUUUCUUUCUUUAUUCCGUUCUUUCUUUUUACUUUCUGUCUUCCGUUCGUUCUUUAUUUCUUUCUUUUUCCUGUUUCUUUCUUUCUUUCUUUCUUUCUUUCUUUCUUUCUUUCUUUGUCUUGCAUUCUUUCUUUCAUCUUUCUUUCUAUCUUUCUUUCUUUAUGUCUUGCAUUCUUUCUUUCUUUUUUCUUUCUCUUUUUUAUUCUUUCUUUCUUUCUUUCUUUCUUUCUUUCUUUCUUUCUUUGAUUAUUUCUUUCUUUCUUUGGAAUCUCCUUUACUUCUAAGGUUCUCAGGUCCACUCCACUCUUUUUUGGGUUUGUUUUUGUUUUUCUUUCUUUCUUUCUUUCUUUCUUUCUUUCUUUCUUUCUUUCUUUCUUUCUAUCUUUCUUUCUUUCUUUGUCUUGCAUUCUUUCUUUCAUCUUUCUUUCUAUCUUUCUUUCUUUAUGUCUUGCAUUCUUUCUUUCUUUUUUCUUUCUCUUUUUUAUUCUUUCUUUCUUUCUUUCUUUCUUUCUUUCUUUCUUUCUUUCUUUCUUUCUUUCUUUAUGUAUGUAUGUAUGUAUGCAUCCUUUCCUUAUUUCUUUAUAUCUGGCAUUCUUUCUUUCUUUCUUUUUCCUGUUUUAAUUUCAUUCUUUCUUUGCAAUCUCCUUCCCUUCUUCCUCAUUAUUUUACUCUUCUUUUUUUCCAAAUGUUCUUCCUCUAUUUCUUUCUCCACGCUACCAUUCAUACCUUUGUUUACAAAUACAUUCCAUAUACUUAUUUACUUUACUUUCCUCCUCAUAUUCCAAUUCCUCUUAUAUCGCUCUCUCUUGUUCCUUUUUUCGCUUUCUUUUUUCCUGCCUCCCAAAUCUUCGCUCGUUUUCCUCAACCAAUUCUCCUCCUGCUACUUUCAUAA
Messenger RNA from Acanthosepion pharaonis, 1077 nucleotides. The record is from the annotation of a GenBank genome assembly. NCBI's taxonomy places the organism in Eukaryota, Metazoa, Mollusca, Cephalopoda, Sepiida, Sepiidae.